AUGGACACCACACCUCCUUCCCGGGCCGUCACUGUCCAUUCUGCCCCCGUUUUCCCCAGCCCCCCAUUUACGGCUUCGGCUGCCAUUGGUCAUUCAGCAGGCGGCACCUCUGACCCCGAAGCGAUGGACACCACACCUCCUUCCUGGGCCGUCAUUGUCCAGUCUGCCCCGUCUCCAAGUAGAACCACUACCCAUUUCACACCGCUGUUCCAAGUUCUGGGAACACACCACCCAGUGGUAGCAAUGCCUCAGCCCGUGCCUCGACUCAGUUACCUGAAACGCCGGCCAAAAGAUAGACCAACCUUUCAAAGUUAUGACAGAAAGCUGAAACAGGAAAGAGAUGCAUCUAUCACACGGUUACUCAAGGUUUCUCUACUUGCAUUGCCAAGGAUCUUCAUAAGACUGGUAAUACUCACAUUUUCUGUUGGAAGGAGAAUCUUGGUACCAGGACCGCAGAAUGAAGAACUUGGAGUCCCCGUGGCUAAUCCAGCGGAGGGAAAAGGAGAAACACAGACGGGAGAGAAAAUAAAGGGAACCCUUGGUGCUGCUGCAGGCCCAAGUCCAGACUCGCAGGCUUUCUGGACCUCUGAGGAACAGAAGCACUUCACAGAACCUCUGCUACAGAACCAAAUAUAUUGA
Molecule: messenger RNA, 639 nt
Organism: Balaenoptera acutorostrata (minke whale)
Lineage: Eukaryota; Metazoa; Chordata; Mammalia; Artiodactyla; Balaenopteridae
Exons: 4
Coding region: 1-639 (212 amino acids)
Source: RefSeq, a predicted model, not a curated record